Orycteropus afer afer is the source of this 1179-nucleotide messenger RNA. RefSeq names its product phosphate cytidylyltransferase 2, ethanolamine (gene PCYT2). The record is from RefSeq and is a predicted model, not a curated record. Gene Ontology annotation, biological process: phosphatidylethanolamine biosynthetic process. Lineage: Eukaryota; Metazoa; Chordata; Mammalia; Tubulidentata; Orycteropodidae. Gene Ontology annotation, cellular component: cytoplasm. Gene Ontology annotation, molecular function: ethanolamine-phosphate cytidylyltransferase activity.
CGCCGACCGGCCAUGAUCCGGAACGGGCAGGGGGCGGCGGACGCUGCAGACCAGUCAGGCCUGGGAGACCGGCGCGCUGUGCGGGUCUGGUGCGACGGCUGCUAUGACAUGGUGCAUUACGGCCACUCAAACCAGCUGCGCCAGGCACGGGCCAUGGGCGACUACCUCAUUGUGGGUGUGCACACUGAUGAGGAGAUCGCCAAGCACAAGGGUCCCCCCGUGUUUACCCAGGAAGAGAGGUACAAGAUGGUGCAGGCCAUCAAGUGGGUAGACGAGGUGGUGGCUGCGGCCCCCUACGUCACCACACUGGAGACACUAGACAAGUACAGCUGUGACUUCUGUGUCCACGGCAAUGACAUCACGCUGACCGUGGAUGGUCGAGACACCUACGAGGAGGUGAAGCAGGCCGGGAGGUACAGAGAGUGCAAACGUACCCAGGGCGUAUCCACCACUGACCUCGUCGGCCGGAUGCUGUUGGUGACCAAGGCGCACCACAGCAGCCAGGAGAUGUCUUCUGAGUACCGGGAAUACGCGGACAGCUUUGGCAAGUGCCCGGGGGGCCGGAAUCCCUGGACGGGGGUAUCCCAGUUCCUGCAGACAUCCCGGAAGAUCAUCCAGUUUGCCUCUGGAAAGGAGCCCCAGCCUGGGGAGAUGGUCAUCUACGUGGCUGGCGCUUUUGACCUUUUUCACAUCGGGCAUGUGGACUUCCUGGAGAAGGUGCAUCGGCUGGCAGAGCGUCCCUAUGUCAUCGCAGGCCUGCACUUUGACCAGGAAGUCAAUCGCUACAAGGGAAAGAACUAUCCUAUCAUGAACCUGCAUGAGCGGACCCUGAGCGUUCUGGCCUGCCGGUACGUGUCGGAGGUGGUGAUUGGGGCCCCCUACGCAGUCACAGCAGAGCUCCUGGACCACUUCAAGGUGGACCUGGUAUGUCACGGGAAGACAGAAAUCGUGCCGGACAAGGAUGGCUCUGACCCGUACCAGGAGCCCAGGAGGAGGGGCAUCUUCUGCCAGGUGGACAGUGGCAGCAACCUUACCACCGACCUCAUCGUCCAGAGGAUCAUUCAGAACAGGCUAGAGUAUGAAGCACGGAACCAGAAGAAAGAGGCCAAGGAGCUGGCCUUCCUGGAGGCCUCCAGGAGGCAGGAGGCGGGGCAGGUGGAGAGUGACUGUGACCUCUGA